UUAUGCUCCCCCCUCUCUGUGGAAUUUCAGAGCCCGUGAGGAGCUGCUGCCUUUUGCCGCCCCAGGAUCCCAACAAGGAAUGGGAAUCUGAUGGAUUGCAAAUGCACCCGCUUGGUUUAACCCCCAGCCAACCAGAUAAGUGCCCUUUUAAUUUUCUCGCAGUCGUGCUUUAGCCAUAUCUGUGCACAAAACAUCUCUCUUCAUGCUGAUUUUAAUUUGUCUUCACAAACGAACACUCUGUGCUUCUCUCUUCUGCUCAGAAAUCCCAAUAGCAGACAGUGGUGUUCUAUGAGUGUUCUUAAUUGCCAGGAGCUGCUGCAGCCCAGGGCUCAGGGAGCUGCGGGUCGGUGGCAGCCCCAGCCUCGGGCAGCCCCAUGAUGUUGUGGGCAGCGGCUCCAUGGUGCUGCUGCCGCGACCCAUCAGCCCGUGCAGUCCUCUGGGGCUCAUUAGGGGCUUAAUAACCACACGUGGCUGGCUUGAUAGGAAAGAUGCUUGUGCAGGCUUGGCGUGAUCUCAGAGAAAGCAGCUAACGCCACUGGAAGGAGAGGGCUUUGUGCAUGUGCUGUUCAUCUGUGCGAUAGGGGAGAAGUGAUAGCCCCCGCUUCUUCCAGCAGGGAGAUGAGCAAGGAUGUGGGGCAGAAGCCCUCAGUUACAGUGGGAUUGUAUGGGGGCACGCAGAGCGUUGUCGUGGGUGAGCAGCAGCAGGAAACGUCCCUUCAGAACUGCGGGGACAGAGAAUGCAGUAUGUCAGCAAAAUGAGUUUGGGUUUCUGUAAGUGACUGCUGCCUGCUGACCGACAUGCUGAUACAAUUAUUAAGUAAUUUGAGGAAACAAGAAGAUGUGGUUCUCUUGUAAAGUCUCUCUUUCAAUAGCACACAGUCAUGAGGCUGGGACAAAUGUUUGCUGUACCUGUGACUGACAGCAUUAGAACGAAAAAACACGGAGGCAGCGUGUACAAGGGAGGGGAUUUAUGGCAGGCAGGAGAAUGGGACCCAAAUCACUCCAUGUCUGUCUUGUCUGCUCUAGCAGGAUUGAUUAAUAUCAUAAAAUACCCCUCUUGCUGUUGGGGUAACUACAAACAUGCUUGCUAUAGCAAAUUAGGCUGUGCUACUUGAUGUGAAUUUGCCUUACCUACCGAAGUGGUUAGAGAGUUUCCUGAUGAAGACAUCAGCCCAGAACAGAGGGAAAGUGGAGAACGAUUCCCUGCCACAAACUGACCCCGAGCACAACCUGUGGACUCCAUGUCCUGUCACUGACAGCCUGGAAACGAGGCUCAUAACACUGCUGUCCUGGCAGCCAAGGGCCACUGAGUCGUGGGAGGGACAAGGACUGGAGGGAUGGAGUGGGAGUUCGCUGCAGCACAAGAGCUGGAUCAAAGUCAGCCUACUUGAUCCCUGGAGUGUCUGCAGUUCUCUCUUUUCUUGGAAAAGCUCCUUGUUCAUGCUGUUGUUACCCAGAAAGGUUUUCAUAUUAAUAGUACCAAAAGCAUCUCUGGUAUCAGUGACUGUCUGCUCUCUAUCUUGCAAUUGAUAGCAAUAGUUAUCCUUGGCUCUUCAGUGAUCUGAUAAUAACAUGGCUUGAUAUUAUAUUAAGAAACACUGACGAAACAAAGGCUGUGGUAAAGUGCAGUCAGGGCUCUUUCGUUCAUCAAAGAUGAAUAGGAAAUUGAAACAUAACAUUUGUGCACCUCAAUUAACAGGGCUGUUUGCUCCUCUGAAAAAAAAAUAAUAUAAAAAAUAAUGUAAGUGAUUUCCAAGGUCUUGAUUGCUAAGUUUGCAACUUGAAAUAUCCUUUCUGCCGCUGUGCCAAUAUCGAUGCUUACCCAACUUAGGCCCCAUUACAUCAACCUGCAGUUUGUUUGCUGGGUGGAUCUCGAGGUAGAGGAGGACUCCACAGAUCUUGACAAAUUGCUGCAAAAAAUCUUGUCCUGAAUGGAAGAGCCCCAGAUCCCUCACUCUUUCCUUGUCUUACAGGUGAACCUUGAAGACGGCUGAGGCGCUGUGUAUCUCCUAAAUGCAUGCCCUUCCCCUGGGGAUAGAAAAGCAGCCAUGGGGAAAGACAAGAAAAAAGAGGAGGCUGUCUUUCUGAGGAAAAAGAUAACUUUGCUGAGGGCUUUCUCGCUUCUCAUCGGCAGCAUGGUUGGCAGCGGCAUCUUCAUCUCCCCCAAAGGAGUGCUGAAAAACUCGGGCACUGUGGGGUUCUCCCUGGUGGUGUGGUUUGCCUGUGGGCUCCUCUCCAUGUUCGGUGCCUUGUGUUAUGCAGAGCUUGGAACAAGGAUCACCAAGUCUGGAGGACAUUACAUCUAUAUUUUGGAGACCCUGGGGCCUCUGCCAAGUUUCUUGUUUCUGUGGGCAGAGUUUUUUGCUAUCAGGCCCGCCAACAGUGCUGUGGUCUCUCUGGCAUUUGGUCGCUACUUGCUAGAGCCAUUUUUUGCCCCCUGUGCAGCGCCCAUCCCUGCUGUGAAGCUCGUCUCUCUCCUGGGCUACUAUGCAGUCCUCACCCUCAAUUCCUGGAGCGUCACCUGGAGCGCACGGCUGCAGACGGCUCUCUCCAUCGUCAAGCUGCUGGCCCUCAUGCUCAUCAUUGUGCCAGGGAUGAUGCUGCUGGCCCAGGGCCACACCAAAAACUUCCAGGAUGCUUUUGACAGGCAGUCGCUGGUUCCAGAUAAGCUGCCCUUGGCUUUUUAUGCAGGCAUGUUCGCAUAUUCAGGCUGGUUCCAGACCAGCUUUGUGCGUGAGGAGUUGGUCAGACCCGAACGAAACAUCCCCCUGGCUGUCAUUGUGUCUGUGAUCACUGUCAUUGUGGGGUAUAUGCUCACCAACAUCUCCUAUUACACUGCCCUGGGAACACAAGAUGUUCUGGCUUCUCCAGCUGUUGCUGUGAGUUUUGUGCAGCAAGCCUGCACAAACCUUAUUUCAGUGGUCCCUGUCCUCGUUGCGCUGUCCUGCUUUGGCACCAUGAAUGGAGGAAUCCUCACAUUUUCCAGGACACUGUUUGUGGCCUCCAGGGAAGGGCAGUGGCCUCCUCUCUUCUCCAUGAUCCACAUUCGAAGACAUACACCCCUUCCUGCUGUCAUGCUUAUGUUCCCUUUGGUUACUGCCAUGGUGUGUAUUGGAGAUAUCUACCAUCUACUGAACUUCUUCAGUUUCUCCCGAUGGCUCUUCAUAGGAUUAGCCACUCUUGGGCUCAUUGUCCAUCGCUACCGUCACCCGGAGCUGCAAAGCCCAUUCAAGGUCCCCCUGUUUGUUCCAGUCUCUUUUACCAUCAUCUGCCUCUUCACAGUAGCAAUGUCAAUCUAUUCGGACCCUGUAAACAUUAGCAUUGGAUGCACCAUGGUUUUAAGUGGCUUUCCAGUCUACUACCUCGUAAUCCAUAGGAAAAUGUCAAAUCGCUGCCACAGACUGCUCUAUUAUCUUACACACAAGCUGCAGCUACUGUUGGAAGUAGUUCAACAAGAAAUCAAGACAUACUGAGGAAACCAUCAGAACUUACAGGAGAAGAUAUAAUCUACUUGCUACACGCCUGAUGCCUUUGAUCCUUCCAAACACAAGCCAUGCUCUUAUUCAUUUAAUCACUGCAAAUGAGGAUGAGCCUGAGCCAAAACCUUGCUGCAAGCAGCCCUAAGCUUGCCAUUUGGGAUCUGAUGAGCAAGUCACAGCUGCUUCAGCCCUUUUCUUUUUUAGCAGAACAAUCUACUUCUCUGAAAUAAGCUUUCCUUGCUUUCAGAGUGUCUUUGAAACAAAGAUCCAGAUUCUGCAGUCUAGCCCAAUCCUCAGCAACUUAUAUAUUAUUUUUUAAUUUCCUAACUUGGCAAAUAGAGAGCCUACAGCAGAACUAGAAUCUGGCUACAUGGAAGUCAAGCACAGGAUUUAAACUGAAGUCUAGGUCAGGCUGAAUGGGGCUCUGAGCAAUCUGAUUUCACUGUAGGUGUCCCUGUUCACUGCAGCAGCUUUGGACUAGAUGACCUUUAAGGGUCUCCUCCAACCCAAGCCAUUCUAUGGUUCUAUGAUUUUAUGAAAUCUGUAGCACCAUGUGGAAUGAUGCUGUGGGGAAAGAUUAUAGAGGGAAAUGGGCAAGGAGUGCAAACCAGAGAAUGAAGUACAUGUGGAUGAAAGCAGGAGGUGGGGGGGGAUAAAACUUCACUCACCAGGAAGCAAAGAUUUGGGUUAGUGGGAAGAUAUUUGAAAAUCAUUUAAAAUUCAAAUAACGAGCUAAGAAAACUCAGAAUGUUUUAUUUAUUGUUGUGUAAGUGAAAUAACUCUAUUUUGCUUCAAAAUAAUGCUUCAAUUUUGAAUUUUAUUGCUUUGAAACGAUAUUUCAAAAUGUACUGACACAGUAAAAAAUGUAUAUUAAAAAAAUAGCUAACUACCCCAAAGCAGAGUUCAGAAUAGGCUUCGAUUCUUUCCCAAGGACCCCACCUCACCUGGUACCACCAGUGAAGCUGGAAAUUCAGCUUUUGUCCCAGCAGCAGUGAAAUAUGAUUAUCCUUUUGUUAGACAAGAGCAGUAAAGAGUCGUGGGCAGAUUCCUUAUGAAGUGUACCUUUUGGUGCUGUCGGAAGACAUGAAAGACUUCAGGUCUGAGCUUCAACUUCAAAUCUACAAUCAAAAGACUUGCUGAAUCAAUACAGAAAUGCUCAUUUGAACUACUGGCACCAGAAAGGUUUCUGUUGUUGGAUUACUUCAGUUUACAUUAUGAACGUUGCGAAGUUAGAAAGAUAAAAAGCACAAUUAGCUAUUUCCAAUCACUGAAGUGUUAAUCUUUUCCUAGAAGAUUGGAAGCAGCAUCCUGAGCCUCAUCUGAUGGCCCUGGAGAGAGCAAGAGCAGAAUGUGAAGCAUUUGUAAUCUACCAAGCAUUCAUGCACUUAGAGUAAUGCCAAAGUAGCAUUUAUUUACCAAAACAUGUAAAAUGCACAGUCAAGGACUAGAAAUAAAUAAAGGCUUUGUUUUUUUUCUU
Molecule: messenger RNA, 4956 nt
Organism: Tympanuchus pallidicinctus (lesser prairie-chicken)
Lineage: Eukaryota; Metazoa; Chordata; Aves; Galliformes; Phasianidae
Product: cystine/glutamate transporter-like
Exons: 12
Coding region: 2049-3473 (474 amino acids)
Biological process (GO): amino acid transmembrane transport
Cellular component (GO): membrane
Molecular function (GO): L-amino acid transmembrane transporter activity
Source: RefSeq, a predicted model, not a curated record